Messenger RNA from Sardina pilchardus (European sardine), 874 nucleotides. RefSeq names its product isochorismatase domain containing 1 (gene isoc1). The transcript has 5 exons. Gene Ontology annotation, cellular component: cytoplasm. The record is from RefSeq and is a predicted model, not a curated record. NCBI's taxonomy places the organism in Eukaryota, Metazoa, Chordata, Actinopteri, Clupeiformes, Clupeidae. The coding region runs from base 2 to 853 and encodes 283 amino acids.
CAUGGCGGACGGACACUGCAACAAUAACCAUUUACCGGUUUUGUUUUCAUAUUCCGUCUUCUCGCGUCCUUCGUCCGUGCCUGUGGGUUCUGGGCACGAAGUGUUGAUCCAGAAAUUUCUGUCACUCUAUGGUCACCAAAUUGAUGUCCAUCGUAAAUUUGUUAUCCAGUCGUUCUCCGAGGAAUGGGGACAGUACAUUGAUUUGCCGAAGGGAUUCUUGGUAUCUGAGAAAUGCAAGCUUCGAUUAGUUCCUCUCCAAAUGGAUAUCACCACACUGGGGAACCUUGCUCCCUCCACUACCAUGUUCUUUUGCUGUGACAUGCAGGAGAGGUUCAGGCCAGCCAUCAAGUACUUUGGUGACAUCAUCAGUGUGGGACAAAGGCUGCUGCAAGGCGCUCGUAUCCUUGGCAUCCCAGUCAUCGUGUCGGAGCAGUACCCCAAAGGACUUGGCUCCACCGUCCAGGAGAUGGACCUCUCCGGUGCCAAGCUGGUCUUCCCCAAGACCAAGUUCUCCAUGGUGCUGCCGGAGGUGGAGGCUGCCCUGGCGGAGAACCCUGCUGUGCGCAGCAUCGUGCUGUUUGGGGUGGAGACCCACGUGUGCAUACAGCAGACUGCGCUUGACUUGACUGGCCGAGGUUUUGAAGUCCAUAUUGUGGCUGAUGCCACUUCAUCCAGGAGCAUGAUGGACAGGAUGUUUGCUCUGGAGCGAAUGGCUCGCACUGGUAUCAUCGUCACCACCAGUGAGUCGGUGCUGUUGCAGUUGGUGGCGGACAAGGAGCACCCCAAGUUUAAGGAGGUCCAGAACCUCAUCAAAGCCAGCGCCCCUGAGUCUGGCCUCCUCUCCAAGGUGUGAGGGCUCCAGGGGUGGCAGGAG